Molecule: messenger RNA, 696 nt
Organism: Lasiodiplodia theobromae
Lineage: Eukaryota; Fungi; Ascomycota; Dothideomycetes; Botryosphaeriales; Botryosphaeriaceae
Product: BYS1 domain protein
Exons: 2
Coding region: 1-696 (231 amino acids)
Source: RefSeq, a predicted model, not a curated record
AUGAAGCUCAACGUCACUUACUUCUUCCUUCUGGUCGCUCUGACGGGCCUUGUGUGCGCCGAAUGGUCUGGCCGCGUCGUCAACAAGUGCGACUUCGACAUAUGGGCUAAGACAACUCGCCAGAAGGACGCAGGUGGCAACGGUGUUCUCGACUCUCAGAUGGUCAAGGUGUCCGCCAAGGGCGGUAUCUACGACGCUGCAUUCUCACCUACAUUUGGCAACGGCGAGGGUGCUCCGGAUGCUCCAGACCACGCCCACGGCAUCACCAUCAAGCUGCAGAAGGAACAGGACCCGGGCUUCACGAGCGGCCACGUGUACCAGUUGGAAUACACGCCUUACUGGUAUCAGGACCCUAGCAUCCAGUGGCUGUCUGCCGACCUCUCCGUCGUCGAUGGAAACCCGUUCACCAACGUCGUCCGCCUUGCCGAAGUUCUCGUCAACGGCCGUCUACUUAACCCGUCUGCUUGCCAUUCAGUCACCGACGGUGCCAGCUCUGCACUCCUCUGCACUCCAAGUAUGAACCCAUGCUCGUAUGAGUGGCAGCCCGGCCAUGCUCUCUCAGCCAACGAUCCCAGGGCCAUGGACCUCCCGGUUAACGACACAUGUCCACCGAUGAACACCAAGCCCGGCUGCUCACACCCGAUCGAGUGCCGCACUGGCUCAACUGGAGUCUUCCAGUUCACUCUCUGUGCUUGA